Molecule: messenger RNA, 2079 nt
Organism: Trichechus manatus latirostris (Florida manatee)
Lineage: Eukaryota; Metazoa; Chordata; Mammalia; Sirenia; Trichechidae
Gene: SPIRE2
Product: spire type actin nucleation factor 2
Exons: 16
Coding region: 1-2079 (692 amino acids)
Biological process (GO): Golgi vesicle transport; cleavage furrow formation; establishment of meiotic spindle localization
Cellular component (GO): cytoplasmic vesicle membrane; cell cortex
Molecular function (GO): actin binding
Source: RefSeq, a predicted model, not a curated record
AUGGCCCGGGCCGGCAGCCCCAGCGCCGACGCGGAGCGGGCCAGGGGCGUUGAGCCACAGGACCCCUUGGAGCUGUCCCUGGAGGAGGUGCUGAAGGCGUACGAGCAGCCCAUCAACGAGGAGCAGGCGUGGGCCGUGUGCUUCCAGUGCUGCCGCGGGCUUCCGGAGCCCAUGACAAUGGUGGUGCUACCGGCCAGCUCAGAAGCCCAGAUGGUGCAAUCGUUGGGCUUCGCUAUCUACCGUGCGCUGGACUGGGGCCUGGACGAGAGCGAGGAGCGUGAGCUCAGCCCGCAGCUGGAGCGGCUCAUCGACCUCAUGGCUAACAGCGACAGCGACGAUGGUGGCUGUGGGGCCGACGAGGGCUACGGGGGCCCAGAGGAGGAGGAGGAGACCGAGGGUGGCCCGCGUACCGUGCGCACCUUUGCCCAGGCCAUGCGGCUGUGCGCUGUGCGCCUGACUGAGCCUCGCUGUGCGCAGGCGCACUACCAGGCCGUGUGCCGCGCGCUCUUCGUGGAGACACUGGAGCUGCGUGCCUUCCUCGCCCGCGUGCGCGAAGCCAAGGAGAUGCUCCAGAAGUUUCGGGAAGAUGAGUCCCAGGCAGAGAAGCCCCUGGCAGAACUCAACGACCUGGGGCACACGGACUGGGCCAGACUCUGGGUGCAGCUCAUGCGGGAGCUUCGCCGCGGGGUGAAACUCAAAAAGGUACAGGAACGGGACUUCAACCCACUGCCAACAGAGUUCCAGCUCACGCCCUUCGAGAUGCUCAUGCAGGACAUCCGUGCCCGCAACUACCAGCUGCGGAAGGUCAUGGUUGACGGGGACAUCCCUCCCAGGGUAAAGAAGGACGCCCAUGAGAUCAUCCUGGACUUCAUCCGCUCGAGGCCACCGCUGAAGCAGGUCUCAGAGAGGAGGCUGCGCCCGUUACCACAGAAACAGAGGACCCUGCAUGAGAAGAUCCUGGAAGAGAUCAAGCAGGAGCGGAAGCUCCGGCCAGUGACAAGCUCACCCUGGGAUGUCCGUGGGUUUGGCUCUCUGCCCUGCAUCCUCAACGUCUGCUCUGGAGAUGUUAAGUCCACUUCCUGCGUCAACCUGUCCGUCUCAGAUGCCAGGAGCAGCACCCAGCGCUCGCGACCCCGGGUCCUGCUUAAGGCACCCACCUUGGCUGAGAUGGAGGAGAUGACCACGUCAGAGGAGGAGGAGUCCCCAUGCGGGGAGAUGACACUGAAGCGGGACCGCUCCUUCUCGGAGCAGGACCUGGCCCAGCUCCGGAGCGAGAUGGCCUCAGGCUUGCCGACCUCUGAGUCCUCAGCAGGGAGGGAGCUGCCGGCCAGGCCUCGUGCAGGUAGUGUGCAUGCCUGGAGGCCCAGCACCCAGGACCAUGGCAAGUGCUACGCCCACCCCAGCCCCUUCCUCAACCCUGCCCACCCCCAACUCAGCAGCCUGGGUGCAGUUGAGGAGAGGCCUGAGGCCGCUGUGGCCCUGGACAGCCAGGCCAAGCACCUGUGGCUGGAGUUCAGCCACCCUGUGGAGAGUCUGGCGUUGACUGUAGAGGAGGUGAUGGAUGUGCGCCGAGUACUGGUGAAGGCUGAGAUGGAGAAGUUCCUGCAGAACAAGGAGCUCUACAACAACCUGAAGAAGGGGAAGAUUUGCUGCUGCUGUCGAAUCAAGUUCCCACUGUUCUCCUGGCCACCCACCUGUCUCUUUUGCAAGAGAGCUGUCUGCUCUUCCUGUAGCAUAAAGAUGAAGAUGCCUUCUAAGAAGUUUGCACACAUCCCUGUAUACACUCUGGGCUUUGAGAGUCCUCUGAGAGUUUCAAGUGCCAGAACCACACAGGCGCAGAGAAAAGAUGUCUUCCAGUCCCUGCAGGGGCCCCAGUGGCGGAGCGUAGAGGAGGAAUUCCCCCACAUCUAUGCCCACGGCUGCAUCUUGAAGGACGUCUGCAGCGACUGCACCAGCUUCGUGGCCGAUGUGGUCCGCUCCAGCCGCAAGAGCGUGGACGUCCUCAACACCACGCCAUGCCGGGCACGCCAGACCCAGUCCCUCUACAUUCCCUCCACCCAGACUUUGGACUUCCAGUGA